Molecule: messenger RNA, 1050 nt
Organism: Phytophthora nicotianae INRA-310
Lineage: Eukaryota; Oomycota; Peronosporomycetes; Peronosporales; Peronosporaceae
Exons: 1
Coding region: 161-877 (238 amino acids)
Cellular component (GO): mitochondrial inner membrane
Molecular function (GO): copper ion binding
Source: RefSeq, a predicted model, not a curated record
CGAAGUUUGAGCACAAACCGAGAGAUUACGCAAUUGCUACUAUUAUUUCCAAACAAACCCUAUCACAUCGCAUUUGUAGCGGUACUCUAUCCCCUUCGACAGGUUGACGGUGUCGGAUGUCAAAGCUGGGGCUGGCAUUCCUGAGCCUGGCGAGAUAGACAUGCAUCCCUCCUCGCUGCUGCUGCACGUCGCCCGCCGCGGUGCCAGCGUCGCGACGUCUUCGCCGAUGCGUCUGCUUCGUCCCACCGGCCUGGGUGGCGUGCGUUGCAUCUCCAAGCGCGCGGCGGAGGAGGCGCGUCGCGAAUCCAUCAAGCAGCGCAACCGCCGCGCCGUCAUGUACCUGGCUGGUACAGCCAUUGCCUGGGUGGGUAUCUCAUACGCUGCCGUGCCGUUGUACAAGAUCUUCUGCCAAAUGACGGGCUUUGGCGGCACCACGCAGCGCGUGGAGGAGUUCGUGGCCGAUAAACUCACACCCAGAGAGGACGCCAAGCCAAUCCGCAUUACAUUCGACGGUGGUGUGAGCGCCAAUAUGCCGUGGGUGUUCCGUCCGCAACAGCGCGACUUGUUGCUAGUACCCGGCGAGACGGCGCUGGCCUUCUACACGGCCAAGAACAAGACGGACAAGGCCAUCACAGGCGUUGCAACGUACAAUGUGUAUCCGCCGUCUGCCGGCGUGUACUUUAACAAAAUUCAGUGCUUCUGCUUUGAGGAGCAACGACUCAAGCCGAACGAGGAGAUCGACAUGCCUGUGUUCUUCUUCAUUGACCCCGAGAUCUGCGACGAUCCGUCCAUGAACGGCGUGCACAACAUCACGCUUUCCUACACAUUUUUCAAGACAGACGACGUCAGCGAGGACGAGGUGGAUGACGAGGACUAGAGUAGCGGCUAGCUAGAAAAGGGAAAAGUUUUUGGAAACGGUUGAAGUGAACUAGGAGUCUGAAAGACGAAGCUAUGAUACGUCGGCCAGGACGAGGAAAUCCAAACACCAGCUAGUUAUUAGACAAUGAACAAGUCCAGUCUGACUUCUGCUUACUUGCCCAAUGCCUUCUC